AUGUUUGCGGUCGCGAUCUCACCGCUCCUCUCAAUGUGGACAUUUAAAGCGGACACGGUUGCAGUUGCGGUCGCUUUGCACUCACGGCAUGUCUCGCUCGCCCAAUCCGUUGCCGCUCUUUCAACAUGCACUGCAUCCACCAGUAGCACAAGCAAGACCCCAACAAGACAUCAGUUCACUUUUUUCCCCUCUAUAUUGAUCAAUGCUGUUAGCCGCAUGGCUCACUCCUCCGCUCGUGGGUCUCUCAGUCUCCCCGGUGAAAAGGGAAACCCUCCAAAGACUUUCGAAGGACUCUCGUUGUUGAGGUCGCCUCGACGCGCCACCCCAACAUCGCCAAUGUCUUUUGGGCCGGCCAGGCGUUGCAUCUAUUUUUGCGUUGCCGUUUACCAGUUUCGACACGUCUGUACAUUCGUAUUCUGCAAUGUCUCUCAAAAGGCUCUUUUCACCUCCACUCUCGACUGGCAUUUCCACCUCGCCUGCUUCAUCAUCUUAUCUCCACCUCCGGCUAACCUCGAACCGAGGCCGCAUGGAGCAUACAAACGCUUUCAGCCUCAUUGCAUCCACCGGCAAGUGCGACUUUCCAGACAAAAAUCUACACUCUGCCUCAAUUAA
This is a messenger RNA of Protopolystoma xenopodis, 612 nucleotides long. The record is from the annotation of a GenBank genome assembly. Lineage: Eukaryota; Metazoa; Platyhelminthes; Monogenea; Polystomatidea; Polystomatidae.